UCAGUGGAUGGGAUUGCGUCGAAAAAAUAGCUGGGACGGAAUUGCUACUUUCAACGAAGUUUGGUGAUUAAAUUUGGAAUUCACCCUUAAAUAACCCCCGCUUGCGCAGGCACCAAGGUAGAGACGAGAGAGAGAUGCAGAAGAGAGAGCAGAGCAAGCAAGGCGGAGCAUUCGGCGGCUCCGCCAUUCCGGCCCCCAAGAGAGGCCGCCCAUUCGGCAGCGGAAGCAACAGCGCUUUGGCAGCGGCGGCGGCGGCAACGUCAGGUGAUUCCAUCGCUCCUUCCACUCUACUCGGCCCUUCUCUCCAAGUUCACUCUGCUUUCGCUGAGCAGAAUAAUAAACGGAUAGUUUUGGCUCUUCAAAGUGGAUUGAAGAGUGAGUUGACAUGGGCCUUAAAUGCUCUCACAUUGCUCUCAUUUAAAGAGAAAGAUGAAAUUCGUAAAGAUGCAACUCCUCUUGCCAAGAUUCCUGGAUUGCUCGAUGCUCUACUUCAAGUUAUCGAUGACUGGCGUGAUAUAAACCUGCCAAGGGUUCUUAUGAAGAAGCCAAGAGUGAGAUUGCUGGGUACAAAUUCCACUGUUACUGGAUUUGGGAAUGAAUAUGAGACCUUGAGCUCUGGUGAUUCCAUUCCACAACCUAAAUCUGGUUCUGCCAAUAAGGAUGCGUCUGCACGAAAGAUUGCUACCAAGCCUUUCCCUUCAGGCUGGUGGUUUGAGGAAGAUGGCAUCUUUAAUCUGGAUGAGGAAGGGCGGGCAGAAAAGCAGCAGUGUGCUGUUGCUGCUUCAAAUAUUAUUCGCAACUUUUCUUUUAUGCCGGAAAAUGAAGUUGCAAUGGGCCAGAAUCGUCAUUGCCUUGAAACAAUGUUUCAGUGCCUGGAAGAUUAUGUCAUAGAGGAUGAAGAGCUUGUCACAAAUGCCCUAGAGACAAUCAUGAAUCUGGGCCAUUUGCUAGACCUUCGAAUAUUUAGCUCAUCAAAGCCUUCAUAUAUCAAAAUAACAGAAAAACGUGCAAUCCAGGCCAUCAUGGGAAUGUUGGGAUCUGCUGUUAGAACCUGGCACUGUGCUGCUGCAGAACUACUUGGGCGUUUGAUUCUUAAUCCUGAUAAUGAACCUUUCCUUCUACCAGUUGCUCCACAGAUCUACAAGCGAUUAGUUGAUAUUAUGAGCUUCCCAGCUGGUGAUGCUCAAGCAGCUGCUGUUGGUGCACUAUACAACCUUGCAGAAAUUAAUAUGGACUGCCGGUUAAAACUCGCUAGCGAGAGAUGGGCAGUUGAUCGGCUGAUGAAAGUGAUCAAGACACCACACCCAGUACCAGAAGUCUGCAGGAAAGCGGCAUUAAUUUUGGAGAAUCUUGUAUCUGAGCCUCAGAACAAGCCCCUGCUGUUAGCAUAUGAAAAUGCAUUUGCAGAGAUGCUUUUCACAGAGACGAGAUACUCUGACACCUUUGCUCGAAUAUUGUACGAAUUAACAUCUCGACCAAGCAAUAAAGUGGCAUCAGCUCGUGGCAUUUGGGGCAUGUAACCAAGACCCUGCAUAAUUUGAGAGUUUUCGGCAGUACAACUAUAAUUGUCCGGAGUAGUUAUUUAUGUGUGCUUUUCAACAUUCAGUUUUUAUAAUCUUGGUGACCGCUGUACUAGAUUUGGUUUUGUACUAGGCUCUUGUUUGUAAAUCACUUCGUUUCCAUGUAAGAUCCCUCUGAUUCUUAGGAAUGUCGAAUCAAACCAUUUGUCACGGGUAGAGCAGCCUCCUCUUGCCGUGCCUGGUUCCCAAAGCAAAGCAUUGGUUAGCACUGAAUUCUCCAUAACCUUGUGCUUUUGUUUGUAUCUGGAUUAUUGAGGACAAUCCUCCCUCCCAAAUAAAACCUCCAUGUGGUUACAUACA
Olea europaea var. sylvestris is the source of this 1880-nucleotide messenger RNA. Its product is annotated as armadillo repeat-containing protein LFR. The transcript has 8 exons. NCBI's taxonomy places the organism in Eukaryota, Viridiplantae, Streptophyta, Magnoliopsida, Lamiales, Oleaceae. Gene Ontology annotation, biological process: regulation of transcription by RNA polymerase II; positive regulation of DNA-templated transcription; chromatin remodeling. Gene Ontology annotation, cellular component: SWI/SNF complex; brahma complex; nucleoplasm. The record is from RefSeq and is a predicted model, not a curated record. Gene Ontology annotation, molecular function: nucleosome binding; protein binding. The coding region runs from base 135 to 1520 and encodes 461 amino acids.